AGGCUCUUGGAAACGUCAAACCAACGCGGGUCAACUUGACCGCCUUCGAGAACGAGUUGGGCGUUCAGGCGCCCGUCGGCUUUUGGGACCCUGUAGGAUUUACCUCUGACGGCGAUGUAGCUACGUUCAAGCGCCGCCGAUCCGUGGAAUUGAAGCAUGGACGCAUCUCGAUGAUGGCCACCAUGGGAUAUAUCACUCCAGAGAUCACCGGCAAACUGCCUGGAUUCCUUUCUCCAUCUGCUGGCCUCAAGUUCGCUGACAUCCCUAAUGGGCUUGCGGCAAUCUCGAAGGUGCCAGUGGCAGGAUGGGCUCAGAUCGCUGCGUACUUUGGCUUUGUCGAGUUCAGCGGUGGCUUCGAUGACUACAAGAGCGGCACUCCUGGUGACUAUGGGUUCAAGGUCUUGACUUCUUCUGAUCCCGAGGAGAAGACCAAGAAGCUGUCGGCCGAGCUGGCCAACGGCAGACUGGCCAUGAUGGCGAUCAUUGGCAUGUUCUUUCAGGAUGGCUUGACUGGAAGCGCCUGGGGUGACUGGGCCAACUACACUGCUUCUCCCUUGCGUGCCUUCGAAAAGGAGCUGGGUGCACAGGCACCUUUGGGCUUCUGGGACCCAUUGGGCCUGUCCUCUGAUGGCGACCUGUACUCUUUCAAGCGCCGCCGAUCCGUUGAGCUCAAGCACGGUCGCAUCUGCAUGUUGGCAACCAUGGGCUACAUCACCCCAGAGGUUGCUGGCAAGUUCCCUGGCUACUUGUCCCCUUCCAACAAGUUGCUCUUCUCUGACAUUCCGAACGGUCUUGCUGCCAUUUCCAAGGUUCCAUUGGCCGGCUGGAUUCAGAUCUUUGGCUACUGCGCUUACUGUGAGAUUUCAGCAGGAUAUGAUGCAGAUGUAAACAAGCGCACUCCUGGCGACAUGGGAUGGAACCCACCUAUCUUCUCCGGAAAUGACCCUGAGACCAAGACCCGGCGAUUGAAUGCCGAGUUGGCGAAUGGACGCCUGGCUAUGAUGGCCAUCAUCGGCAUGUUUUUCCAGGAUGGCUUGACUGGAAGCGCUUGGGGCGACUGGGCCAACUACACAGAUUCUCCUCUGCGCGCCUUCGAGAAUGAACUCGGCGUGCAGGCGCCCGUGGGUUUCUGGGAUCCCGCAGGUUUCACGGCCGACGGAAGCGUGGAAGACUUCAAGCGACGUCGUGCUACCGAGAUCAAGCAUGGUCGCAUUUCGAUGUUGGCCACCAUGGGAUACAUCACCCCAGAAAUCACUGGCAAAUUCCCCGGCUACUUAUCUCCGUCCGCCGGUCUGAAGUUCGCCGAUGUGCCUAAUGGUUUGGCUGCCAUCUCAAAGGUUCCAGCUGCAGGAUGGGGUCAGAUCUUGGCCUACAUGGCUUUCUGCGAAGUCUCCCAGGAACAGACCCCAGGAACUGAUGCAUAUGCUGGAGACUUUGGAUUCAAGGUGUUGACCGCGGCUGACCCAGCUGAGAAAACCAAGAAGCUCAAUGCCGAAAUUGCAAACGGAAGACUGGCGAUGAUGGCCAUCAUCGGCAUGUUUUUCCAGGAUGGUCUGACCGGAAGCGCCUGGGGAGACUGGGCCAACUACACAGCAUCUCCUUUGCGCGCCUUCGAGAAUGAACUCGGCGUGCAGGCCCCCGUGGGUUUCUGGGAUCCCGCAGGUUUCACGGCCGACGGAAGCGUGGAGGACUUCAAGCGACGUCGUGCUACCGAGAUCAAGCAUGGUCGCAUUUCGAUGUUGGCCACCAUGGGAUACAUCACCCCAGAGAUCACUGGCAAAUUCCCUGGCUACUUAUCUCCAUCAGCUGGUUUGAAGUUCGCCGAUGUGCCUAAUGGUUUGGCUGCCAUCUCAAAGGUCCCAGCUGCAGGAUGGGGUCAGAUCUUGGCCUACAUGGCUUUCUGCGAAGUCUCCCAGGAACAGACCCCAGGAACUGAUGCAUAUGCUGGAGACUUUGGAUUCAAGGUGUUGACCGCGGCUGACCCAGCUGAGAAAACCAAGAAGCUCAAUGCCGAAAUUGCAAACGGAAGACUGGCGAUGAUGGCCAUCAUCGGCAUGUUUUUCCAGGAUGGUCUGACCGGAAGCGCCUGGGGAGACUGGGCCAACUACACAGCAUCUCCUUUGCGCGCCUUCGAAAAUGAACUCGGCGUGCAGGCCCCCGUGGGCUUCUGGGAUCCCGCAGGUUUCACGGCCGACGGAAGCGUGGAGGACUUCAAGCGACGUCGUGCUACCGAGAUCAAGCAUGGUCGCAUUUCGAUGUUGGCCACCAUGGGAUACAUCACCCCAGAGAUCACUGGCAAAUUCCCUGGCUACUUAUCUCCAUCAGCUGGUUUGAAGUUCGCCGAUGUGCCUAAUGGUUUGGCUGCCAUCUCAAAGGUCCCAGCUGCAGGAUGGGGUCAGAUCUUGGCCUACAUGGCUUUCUGCGAAGUCUCCCAGGAACAGACCCCAGGAACUGAUGCGUAUGCUGGAGACUUUGGAUUCAAGGUGUUGACCGCGGCUGACCCGGCUGAGAAAACCAAGAAGCUCAAUGCCGAAAUUGCAAACGGAAGACUGGCGAUGAUGGCCAUCAUCGGCAUGUUUUUCCAGGAUGGUCUGACCGGAAGCGCCUGGGGAGACUGGGCCAACUACACAGCAUCUCCUUUGCGCGCCUUCGAGAAUGAACUCGGCGUGCAGGCCCCCGUGGGCUUCUGGGAUCCCGCAGGUUUCACGGCCGACGGAAGCGUGGAGGACUUCAAGCGACGUCGUGCUACCGAGAUCAAGCAUGGUCGCAUUUCGAUGUUGGCCACCAUGGGAUACAUCACCCCAGAGAUCACUGGCAAAUUCCCUGGCUACUUAUCUCCAUCAGCUGGUUUGAAGUUCGCCGAUGUGCCUAAUGGUUUGGCUGCCAUCUCAAAGGUCCCAGCUGCAGGAUGGGGUCAGAUCUUGGCCUACAUGGCUUUCUGUGAAGUCUCCCAGGAACAGACCCCAGGAACUGAUGCAUAUGCUGGAGACUUUGGAUUCAAGGUGUUGACCGCGGCUGACCCGGCUGAGAAAACCAAGAAGCUCAAUGCCGAAAUUGCAAACGGAAGACUGGCGAUGAUGGCUAUCAUCGGCAUGUUUUUCCAGGAUGGCUUGACCGGAAGCGCCUGGGGUGACUGGGCCAACUACACUGCUUCGCCUUUGCGUUGAGUUGUUUGCACGCCAUUGCUAGCUACAAUUCGAGAUCCUGGAAACCUUCUGGGAUCUGGUAUCAGUCUGGAUGAACCUGUGCAGAUCUGGACUUGAAAAAAAUACCAGGGCUGACUUGCAGAUGUGUCUUGGCAUCAGUAGAUGUAAAGCGUAAAGGUG
Molecule: messenger RNA, 3326 nt
Organism: Cladocopium goreaui
Lineage: Eukaryota; Dinophyceae; Suessiales; Symbiodiniaceae
Source: the annotation of a GenBank genome assembly